AUGAGUGUGGGCUUCAUUGGCGCCGGGCAGCUGGCCUUCGCCCUCGCCAAGGGCUUCACGGGUGCAGGUGUCCUGGCUGCCCACAGGAUAAUGGCCAGCUCCCCAGACAUGGACUUGACCACGGUUUCGGCUCUCAGGAAACUAGGGGUGACCCUGACGCCCCACAACAAGGAGACUGUGCGGCACAGUGAUGUUCUCUUCCUGGCGGUGAAGCCACACAUCAUCCCCUUCAUCCUGGAUGAGAUUGGCGCCGACAUCCAGGACCGCCACAUUGUGGUGUCCUGUGCUGCGGGUGUCACCAUCAGCUCUAUAGAGAAGAAGCUGAUGGUCUUCCAACCGGCCCCCAAAGUCAUUCGCUGCAUGACCAACACGCCGGUGGUGGUGCGUGAGGGUGCCACUGUCUACGCCACGGGCACACAUGCCCAGGUGGAGGACGGCCGGCUGCUGGAGCAGCUCAUGAGCAGCGUGGGCUUCUGCACGGAGGUGGAGGAGGACCUGAUCGACGCUGUCACAGGGCUCAGCGGCAGCGGCCCUGCCUAUGCCUUCACUGCUCUUGAUGCCUUGGCGGACGGAGGCGUGAAAAUGGGGCUCCCAAGACGCAUGGCGGUCCGCCUUGGUGCUCAGGCCCUGCUGGGAGCUGCUAAGAUGCUCCUGGAUUCGGAGCAGCACCCUGGCCAGCUCAAGGACAACGUGUGCUCCCCGGGAGGUGCCACCAUCCAUGCCCUGCAUGUCCUGGAGAGCGGGGGCUUCCGCUCACUGCUCAUCAAUGCUGUGGAGGCCUCCUGCAUCCGCACAAGGGAGCUACAGUCCAUGGCUGACCAGGAGAAGGUCUCACCUGCCGCCAUCAAAAAGACCGUGCUAGACAAGAUGAAGCUGGACUCCCCAGUGGGAGACUCACUGUCUCCUUCCGGGCACACCAAGCUGCUGCCCCGAAGCCUCGGCCCGACCAGCAAGAGGGAGUGA
Molecule: messenger RNA, 963 nt
Organism: Elephantulus edwardii (Cape elephant shrew)
Lineage: Eukaryota; Metazoa; Chordata; Mammalia; Macroscelidea; Macroscelididae
Gene: PYCR1
Product: pyrroline-5-carboxylate reductase 1
Exons: 7
Coding region: 1-963 (320 amino acids)
Biological process (GO): L-proline biosynthetic process
Molecular function (GO): pyrroline-5-carboxylate reductase activity
Source: RefSeq, a predicted model, not a curated record